AUGGUCACUCGUCGCUACUUCUUUCUACUAGGGCCACUGGUCAUAUUCCUUGUCAUUCUCUCUCUCUACCAUCCGCCGAAUCCCCUGUCAGCUCCCAGCCUUGUACAACCGAUUCCCACUGUGAAUGAAUCUUCCUCUAGACCGGACGAAACAGUCUUCAAGCCAGGUCAUGCGAAACCAGCGGGUGCCAAUUACAGCCGCAUCUUGGUUUUGGGGAAGCUGAAGAGUGAAGACACCUCUUGGAUAGAGCACGAGUUGCCUGAUCUACAGACAGCGAUCUAUGUGGUCGAUGAUGACUUCGCCACGUUAAGAGUCCCUAAGAAUAAAGGUCACGAAGCAAUGGUGUACUUGACCUACAUCAUUGAUCACUAUGACACCCUCCCCGACACGUCCCUGUUCUUUCACUCUCACAAGAGCACUUGGCAUAACAACAUCCUCCUCAACCUCGAUACUGCCUUUACCAUCGAAAGCCUCAGUGAUGCUCGAGUCGCACGGGAAGGAUACUUCAAUGCCCGCUGUCACCAUGACCCUGGUUGCCCUGACUGGCUACAUCUCGACAGGCCGGAGGAGGAAUGGGAUCUAGUGAAGAAGACUGAAGAAAGAUAUUUCACGAGCGAUCUUUGGCAAGAAUUGCAUCCUGGAGCUCCAUUUCCAGCGUCGAUAUCACAACCGUGUUGCGCGCAAUUCGCGGUGUCGAAGGAGCGCAUCCGCACCAUACCGCUAUCUCAGUACGUUCGGUAUCGAGAAUGGCUCUUAAACACGGAUCUAGAGGACGAAAUAUCAGGUAGAAUCAUGGAGUAUACGUGGCAGUAUAUUUUCGCGGGAGUGUCGGAGUUCUGUCCCGCAAUGCAUGUCUGCUAUUGUGAUGGGUAUGGAGCUUGUUUUGGUGGCGCACAGCAACUGCAGGAUUGGAUGGACAUAUUAAAGAGAAGGGAAGUGUCUGAUACGGAAAUUAGUGUGUUAUUGGAUGCUGGUGACCAGGAUUCGGAAUCAUUAAAGUUUUUGCGAAAACAGAGUGAUGAGUUGAACAAAGAGCUCAGCGCUCGAAAAGAGGAGGCAUUUAGACGAGGUGACGACCCCAGAAAUCGCGCUGCAGAAGCUGGUAGGGAGUGGAAGGAGGGGGACGGAUUUUAG
Messenger RNA from Endocarpon pusillum Z07020, 1134 nucleotides. RefSeq lists its product as uncharacterized. Bases 1 to 1134 code for a protein of 377 amino acids. NCBI's taxonomy places the organism in Eukaryota, Fungi, Ascomycota, Eurotiomycetes, Verrucariales, Verrucariaceae. The transcript has a single exon. The record is from RefSeq and is a predicted model, not a curated record.